AUGAGAAGAAAAGACAAAAGAGAUAAAAGAAGAGAAAGAGAAAAAAGAAGAGAAAUGAAAAGAUUAAUGAUUCGAAUGUUUCACAAGAAACAAGAUCAAAGAAUUGUAGGGAAGAUAGAAGAGAAAGGGAGACAAGGAGUUUUUGUAAGAGAGAAACCAGUAUUUUGUGUACCAAGUAAUGGGAAUGAAGUUAAAGAACUUAUAGAUGGAGAAGAAACGAUGAAAGAGAUUGCGGAAAGGAUAGAAGAAGCUAAAGAGAGUAUAUAUAUAACAGAUUGGAGAAUAGAUCCAGAGAUAAUUUUAAUAAGAAGAGGAACACAUAGAUUAAAAGGGAAGACAUUAAAAGAAAUACUUGAAAAGAAAGGAGAAGAAGGGGUUAAUAUUAAAAUAAUAAUAUAUUCAUCACCAAUAUUUAUGGAUAUAGUAAAAGGAGAAGAAAAGAGAAAUAUAUUAGAAGAAAAAGAAAAGAUAGAAUGUUAUUGUCAUAAAUGGAUGAUGGGAUAUAGUCAACCAUGA
Entamoeba dispar SAW760 is the source of this 516-nucleotide messenger RNA. RefSeq lists its product as uncharacterized. The record is from RefSeq and is a predicted model, not a curated record. Gene Ontology annotation, biological process: cell motility. The transcript has a single exon. Lineage: Eukaryota; Evosea; Mastigamoebida; Endamoebidae. Bases 1 to 516 code for a protein of 171 amino acids.